AUGCCUACCGUUUCCGUCAACAAACAGCAAUUAUUUGAACUUCUUGGGAAGCAAUACACCAAUGAGGAAUUCGACGAGUUAUGUUUCGAAUUUGGUAUUGAAUUGGAUGAAGACACUACCGAGGAAGCCUUGAAGAAUAAUGAAGAACCAGAGUUAAAGCUUGAUAUUGGUGCCAACCGUUAUGAUUUGCUAUGUAUUGAGGGUAUUGCGCAAUCGUUGAAUGAAUACUUAGGAAGAGCCGAAACCCCAAAGUAUAAGUUAUCCGCCCCAACUACUAAGUUGAUCAUUGAUAAAUCCACAGAACAAGUUAGACCCUUUGCUACAGGUGCUGUUUUAAGAAACAUUAAAUUCAAUGAAAAGUCAUAUGCAUCUUUCAUUGCUUUGCAAGAUAAACUUCAUUCCAACGUUUGUAGAAAUAGAUCCUUAGUUGCAAUGGGUACACAUGAUUUUGACACCAUGCAAGGUCCAAUUCAUUACCGUGCUUUGGCUCCAAAGGAUAUUAAAUUUGUCCCAUUAAAUCAAACCAAAGAAUUCAAUGGUGAAGAAUUAAUUGAAUUUUACAAGAGUCCAGAACAAAAGAAUAACAUUGGUCGUUUCGUUCAUAUCAUUGAAGAUUCUCCAGUCUUCCCAGUUAUCAUGGAUGAUAACAAUGUCGUUGGUUCUUUACCACCAUUGAUUAAUUCUGAACAUACCAAGAUCUCUUUGAACACACGUAAUGUCUUCAUUGAUAUUACUGCUACUGACAGAACUAAGGCUGACAUUGUCCUGAAUAUUUUGGUUUCAAUGUUCUCUCGUUAUUGUGAUGAACCAUUUACCGUAGAACCAAUUGAAGUUGUUUCUGAACAUAACGGUCAAUCGCGUAUGGCUCCAGACUUCAACCAAAGAAAGAUGGAUGUCUCCGUGGCUUACAUUAAUUCUGCUUUGGGUUUGGAACAAACUCCAGCCGAAAUUAUUGCAUGUUUGAAGAAGAUGUCAUUAUCUGCUGUUGCAUCCGAGGAUGGUAAGAUUUUGCACGUGUCAAUUCCAAUUACAAGGACAGAUAUUCUACAUCCUUGUGAUAUAAUGGAAGACGCUGCAGUCGGGUACGGAUUCAACAAUCUACCAAAGGGUGAAAAACUAUCGAACGCUAACUUCAUUGCGUCAGCUUUACCUAUUAAUAAGAUAUCAGACAUCUUCAGAAUCGCAUCAUCUCAAGCUUCAUGGCUGGAAGUCUUGCCAUUGACAUUAUGUUCCCACGACGAAAACUUCAAAUUCUUAAGAACUACAGAUGAUAACACCAAAGCAGUUAAAUUGGCUAACCCAAAGACUCUUGAAUAUCAAGUGGUUAGAACUACACUACUUCCAGGUAUUUUGAAGACUGUUAAAGAGAAUAGAAAACAUUCAUUGCCAAUCAAGGUAUUCGAAACAGGCGAUGUUGUGUUCAAGAAUGAAGCAUUGGAAAGAAAAGCAUACAAUGAACGUCACUGGGCCGCCGUUUACGUCGGAAAGAACUCUGGUUUCGAAAUUAUCCAAGGUCUAUUGGGUAAAAUAAUGCAAACCUUUAGAACUAACUGGAUUGCUGAUUUUGGUGCCGCUUCUUCAGGUAGAGGGUACUGGAUACAACAAGAUGAUUCUUUGACUACCUAUUUCCCUGGCAGAGGUGCCAAGGUCGUUUUCAGAAGUAAAGAAGGUGCCGAACCACAAGUAAUUGGUCAACUAGGUGUAUUACAUCCAGAGGUUAUGAACAACUUCGAUCUUCCAUAUGCCGCUUCAUUCGUUGAAUUAAACUCAGAAGUCUUCUUGUGA
This is a messenger RNA of Naumovozyma castellii, 1785 nucleotides long. RefSeq names its product phenylalanine--tRNA ligase subunit beta (gene FRS1). The record is from RefSeq and is a predicted model, not a curated record. Bases 1 to 1785 code for a protein of 594 amino acids. The transcript has a single exon. NCBI's taxonomy places the organism in Eukaryota, Fungi, Ascomycota, Saccharomycetes, Saccharomycetales, Saccharomycetaceae.